Messenger RNA from Leptinotarsa decemlineata (Colorado potato beetle), 464 nucleotides. Its product is annotated as B1 protein. NCBI's taxonomy places the organism in Eukaryota, Metazoa, Arthropoda, Insecta, Coleoptera, Chrysomelidae. The record is from RefSeq and is a predicted model, not a curated record. Gene Ontology annotation, biological process: sensory perception of smell. Gene Ontology annotation, molecular function: odorant binding.
GUAUAAAUUUGUCAGUUUAGUGUCUUGAAUAUCAUUGGAGAAGCUGUUCCCAUCUAUCGUGGUAAAGAAUGAAGGUUUUACUGAUUGCCCUGAUCGUGUGUGCUUCAAUUCCAGGAAAAUGGUGUCUAUCCGAUGAUAGCAAACAAAUGAUGAUGGAAAUCCACAACGCAUGUCUCGCAGAAAGUGGUGUUUCUCCUGAUAUCAUAGGAAAAAUGAUGCAAGGAGAAUUCAUUGAUGACAGCAAACUGAAAGAGCACCUGAUCUGUUUCGCGAAGAAAGAAGGGCUGAUGAAUGACUCUGGAGAUGUUAAUGAAGAGGCAGUACGAGAAAAAAUUCACGCCUACAUUAAAGAUGAAACUACAGCUAACGAAAUACUCUCGAAGUGCGUUGUGAAAAUGGCCACACCUCAAGACACUGCCUUUUGUGCAAUGAUGAAUUAUUUUAUGGAAGUCAGAUAUAUAUAG